UGUGCGUGUCUCCUCACAUUCUGUUAAAUGUCAGCCAGCAGUGUUUUGUAAACGAUCAAACCACAAAGCACUGUCGACGAAGACUCAGACUGUUGUCAAUUUACGCCACCAAUAUAUCAUCUGACACCUUUCUAGCAACAUUCAGGUGUAGUAAAUAAUAUGACACCUAAGUGUGGCCUCAUCACUGACACCUUUAAGGUUGUAAAGAAGGCAAGGAGAGGUGGCAAGAGAGACAAGUCUCCUUCGCCACCAAGAGCAGAGCCUGAGCCCCCACAGCUGAGUCAGAAAGAAAUAGAUCUACAGGAGCUGAAGAUGUUUGAUCUGGACUGGAGGUUCGGACCGUGUACAGGGAUCGGUCGCCUGCAGAGAUGGGAGAGGGCCGCACUGCAUGGGAUGAAUCCCCCACAGGAGAUUAAAGACAUUCUACUGAACACUGACCCAGAGUACACGCAGAGUCUCUGGCGUGAUUAUCCACUCUGAAUAACAUGGGUAAAAGCUGAAUGGUGGUGAGGAAGGAAAGAAAAUACUCUUUGUUUUUGAUUGUUUGACAUUUUUUACUAUGUUUAACCAGUUACACUAUAUUUUAUUAAACAUUUCUAUAUACAAA
Messenger RNA from Myxocyprinus asiaticus (Chinese sucker), 607 nucleotides. RefSeq names its product DNA polymerase delta subunit 4-like. The transcript has 5 exons. Gene Ontology annotation, molecular function: DNA-directed DNA polymerase activity. The coding region runs from base 160 to 480 and encodes 106 amino acids. Gene Ontology annotation, biological process: DNA synthesis involved in DNA repair; DNA-templated DNA replication. The record is from RefSeq and is a predicted model, not a curated record. Gene Ontology annotation, cellular component: delta DNA polymerase complex. Lineage: Eukaryota; Metazoa; Chordata; Actinopteri; Cypriniformes; Catostomidae.